UUCAGGAAAAAAAAACGGUGUUCAUUAACAAGGAGGCCUUCCCAGGAUCAUUGACAUGAGUUCCCGAGCAGGGGACAGAGAGACAAAGCACUGAACGCCCUGAGCGCAUUAACCACAUACGCAGUAGAACCUGACAUCACUUCGGGCCCGCACCAAAAUGCAGCGUCUACGUGUGUGCCCUGCGUUCCUAUGCAUCCUACUCUGCAUUACGGCUGGUGUAACCUCAGCAAAUCCUAAAAAAGCUGAUGUUCGCAGUGAGUUUACGGCUGUUGUGCUUCGACAUGGGGCCAGAGCGCCUCUGGGAACGUUUCCGAGGGAUCCAAAUAAAAACCACCAGUGGCAAUAUGGUUUUGGCCAAUUAACCAAGGAAGGAAGGCUAGCUAUGUACAAGUUAGGGAGGUAUCUUCGAAAGCGAUACGGCUCAAGCUUGUCUUCUGACCCACGUGAAGUAUGGGCUCGAAGCAGUCCCGAACCAAGGUGCUUUGACAGCGUGGCAUUGCUCCUGUAUGGUAUGUACCCGGUUAAAGAAGCUUACCAAAAAUGGAAAGCGGGACGAGAUUGGCAACCAGUACCCAUCAUGAGCCUGCCCAAGCAUAAUGACAAGUACACGUUUAAUUGCCCCCAAAUGAUUACGGCAAUGUUAACGAAACUGCAGUCCUCGAGCAGCAAUGGGAAAAACAGUCCUGUUAACCUGGUGGCGCAAUUGACAGGCCUUUUACCGAAUGAACCCAGAAAGCUUUUAGACGCCGUAGAUGCUUUUUUGGUGCAACAUGAAAAUAAUCUUACACUACCUGAUGCGCUGAAGAGCCGUUUACCAAAACUUACCGAAUUAAAUCACCAGCUUUACCUUAUGCUUGGAGCUGCACUCUCGCCAAUAAUGGGUGGUGAAAUCUUGAGAGACAUCGCUCUUAAGCUACAGUCCUUCUUUGAUCCAAGUUCAACAAGAAAAUCCCUGGCCAUCAAAGGAUUUGCUCCGUUGGAUAUCCCAAAAAGCGACACCAGGCAAAAGAAACUCCACCUGUAUUCUUAUCACGAUCUGAAUGUAAUCGCUGUGAUGUUUAGCCUGAACAACGCUUUGAAGGAACGACCUCCUUACGGAUCUGCAGUUCUCUUUGAGGUUAAAAAACUAAGUGGUGAAAAUGAACGUCAAAUCGAAGUAUUCUACAAAAAAGGGACCGAUGAUCCAGUUCGUGUUACUAUGAGUGGUUGCCCAGUUCCGUGUACACUCACCAAAUUUAACGCGUUCAUAGAGAAAACUUUUCAUCCUGUAACUGCUGAACAGUGUGGAGUACUCAAGGAGCAGUUUGUAGUGCUCUGAUAUUUGGUGUCUGCCACUUACACAGGAGCACAUAUGAAAUCUGUAUGACAUAUGCGCUAAUAAAAUGGUGAAGGGAG
Molecule: messenger RNA, 1395 nt
Organism: Ornithodoros turicata
Lineage: Eukaryota; Metazoa; Arthropoda; Arachnida; Ixodida; Argasidae
Product: prostatic acid phosphatase-like
Exons: 4
Coding region: 158-1318 (386 amino acids)
Biological process (GO): dephosphorylation
Molecular function (GO): phosphatase activity
Source: RefSeq, a predicted model, not a curated record